Messenger RNA from Camellia sinensis, 2300 nucleotides. The record is from RefSeq and is a predicted model, not a curated record. Lineage: Eukaryota; Viridiplantae; Streptophyta; Magnoliopsida; Ericales; Theaceae.
UCAAAGGUUAGCGUAGAUAAAGCUUCAAUCUUUGUGUUGUCAUACUCAUAUCUCAAUUUUUUUUUUCAUUUCAAUCACUUCAUUAUCUAUGAAAAAUGUUUCCUGUUUCGAUCCGAGAGGAAAACCGAAGGUUUUGAAAUGCUAGUUUGUUCCGCUGAUUGUUCGAGUUUGUUGUGAUAGCAGAUGAUCACAAUCACGUUUGAAAUUUUGAAUAUUUGGGCAUAUGAGAAUUGAAUUAGGUUUUGGUAUUUAUAGGGAUUAUAGCAUUUUUGGUAUUUUAUAUAGCAGGGUGGAAUUGGGAUGUCUCUGAAUCUGGGUCUGGGAAUUUCAGAAAUUUUAUGCUUCUUUCGUUGCACAGUAACUGAAUUGGGUUUCAUUUGGUGGUUUAAGAAACACUAGUAAUUGGUUAGUGAGGUUUUUGGGUAUUGAUUGAUACUAUGGGUGAAAUUGGGGAAACUUCUGAAUCUGGGUCUUCUAGAGAAUUGAGUUCCCAAGCUGUCAAAGCUGAGUCUUUUCAUGAAGAGGAUAGUUUUUGCAGACAAGUGACUAAUUUUGGGGGAGGUGGGUCAAGGAAUACAAGCCCACUAAGCCGAGCAGGGUCACGGAAUACUAGUCCUUCCAGGCAGAAGGUGGCUAAGACUAAACCACGGGGCUUAGAUGAGGAGGAGACAGUUGCUACAUUUGCUAAGGCCAUUCACCCUGAUGUGCAAAUGGAAGAUAAUAUAUGGGCAAUGUUACCUGAAGAUUUGUUGAAUGAAAUCUUGGCUAGGGUUCCACCAUUCAUAAUUUUUCGGCUCCGAUCCGUUUGCAAACGAUGGAAUUCACUUUUACAGGAUAGUAGUUUUCUUAAGUUUCAUUCACAAGUGCCAUCUCAUGGGCCUUGUCUUCUUACAUUUUGGAAGAAUUCACCGACCCCACAGUGCUCUGUGUUUAGCUUCCCAUUGAAACAGUGGUAUAAGAUCCCCAUGACUUUUUUACCACCGUGGGCAUUGUGGUUGGUUGGUUCAUCAGGAGGUCUUAUUUGCUUCUCAGGACUUGAUGGGUUGACUUUCAAAACAUUUGUUUGUAACCCCCUUACACAAACUUGGAGGAUAUUGCCAAGUAUGCAUUAUAAUCAACAUAGGCAGUUAAUUAUGGUUGUUGAUCGAAUGGAUCGAUCGUUUAAGGUUAUAGCUGCUAGUGAUGUUUAUGGUGACAAGUCAUUGCCAACUGAAGUAUAUGACUCCAAGCUUGACCGUUGGUUGCUUCACCAGACAAUGCCUGCUGUGAACCUUUGUUCCUCGAAGAUGGCAUUUUGUGACUCAAGAUUGUAUUUGGAGACUCUUUCACCCCUUGGUUUAAUGAUGUAUUGGCUGGACAAAGGAUAUUGGGAACACGUUCCAGCCAAAUUCCCAAGGUCUUUGUUGGAUGGUUAUCUGGUUGCUGGCACUCAGAAACGCCUGUUUCUUGUUGGAAGGAUUGGUCUUUAUAGUACUCUUCAAAGUAUGAGAAUUUGGGAAUUGGAUCAAGAAAAGAUUGCCUGGGUUGAAAUAAGUAGGAUGCCACCAAGGUACUUUCGAGCUCUUUUGAGGUUCUCUGCUGAGAGAUUUGAGUGCUUCGGGCAGGAUAAUUUGAUCUGCUUCACGUCUUGGAACCAAGGGAAAGGCCUACUUUAUGAUGUGGAUAAGAAGGUUUGGUCCUGGAUUGCUGGCUGUGCUCUUCAGUCCUACAGCGGUCAAGUUUGUUUCUAUGAGCCAAGAUUUGAUGCUUCAAUCCAUUAACCAGGGAAUUUAGCAUCAUGGGUUCCAUAUGUUUAUUGUUUAGGUUUCUAAAGAGCUUCAAAUUUACAAUUUUCAUUAUGCAUCGUCUUCUUCCUCUCAUCCCCCUGUGCCCCUUUUUGUCCACGAUCAAUGUUCAAAUUUUCAAAUUCAGCUGGGUCUGCUGUUAUACCUUUAUUUGGCAAAUAUCUGCAGUUCCUUGAGAUUCUUCUGCUGGGAUUAUGUGGGCAUUUUGUUUUCAAGAAUUCUUACAACGGAGGUUUUGGUCACAUUUUGUAUAGGUUUCUACUUUCUAGGGGACAUGUUUUUAGUGCUUUUUGUUGUCGUAAUUGAAUGAGGGUGGGUUACAAGAGGACUUCAUGGAUCAUGACAUUUAAGGAAUAAUUGUAGGAUGAUUUUUUUUAUAAUUAUUCCGAAUGAGUACACUGACUGAAAUUGCUUAGAACAUCCAAGGUGCCUUGCUUACCUGUAUUUCUGUGAUGACUCAUUUAUGUGAUUACGGGUUCAUCCUCUAUAGAAUACAUCAAAUUUAUGUUCCUUGAA